Molecule: messenger RNA, 5305 nt
Organism: Schistosoma intercalatum
Lineage: Eukaryota; Metazoa; Platyhelminthes; Trematoda; Strigeidida; Schistosomatidae
Source: the annotation of a GenBank genome assembly
AUUAUAAUGUCCAUUAAAAUGUUUAACAAAUAAUACAGUUAACACUGGUUUACAUGACUAUAAUUUAAAUACUAUUUGAUCAAGAUUUAUGUGAUAAUAAUUACUGGUUCAAUGUAAAAAUACUUCAUUACACAAGGUAUUGAGGGAUUAUAAAUCUUAAUAAAAUUUAAUUAUGAAUACAACUGGCUAGAAGUUAUUAAUCUAAUUGAUAUUAAACGGAAUCAUUUAAUAUUUCAGGAUGAAAUUAGCAGGAUUUUAAAAAAAGUAAAUAUUUGCUUCUAUCAAAAUACAGUAUCCAAAAUAUCGAGGCGUACGCACAAUAUGCAUAUAUGCCAAUAAGAGACUGAUCAAUUUCAGUCCUAAAACAUCAAUGGGAAGAUUCAAGUAAAACAAUACCAAGUGAAUUAAUAAGAUAGAAGUUUUGAUUAUUCAACAGUGUUCUGAAAUCUUUACUUAUUUUUUCAUAACGAAUGUAUCAUUAUCUCACAAAUCAAUAAACAGUAGAGAUAUAUUGAUCGAUAAUUUUGUUGUUUGAUUAUAUUUUCCUUGAAAAAACUUGGACCAGUUUGCCAGGCGAAACGUUAGAUUUACUUCGAAUUCUUUCGCUGAGAUUUUACAAAUAUAUCCUUCCUCUUUAUUGACUCACAUUAACUUGGCGUACAAAUAUUGUGAAACUAUUCGUUCAAAUUUAGACGAAAGUUCUUAUUUGAUAUUGAUCAUUUGAUUUUAGCUUACUAGUUUCAAUGUAACGCGCUUAUCACGAGAACUAAAUGACCUGGACUCAAUUAUUGAACAGAUAAUGAAUAUACAAUGAUGAUAGGUCCUAUAUUAUGAAAAAAAAACAGUCUAUUGCUUUAAAGUUCAUCUGAUAUCUCAACUUAUGUCAUUGAGUGGUAAAUAUCAUAUAAAACGGAAAGUAUCAUUUGUUUUUGAUAAGUCUUUUAAAUGAACGCUUCUACAGUUAUUGAUAUUAGAUAAACAAAAAAGGAUUCUUCUAUUAUGGAUUCAUAUCGAUAACAUACAUAUUAGUGUCGAUUUUAAUAAUUAUGAUUAUAAUAAUUUGAAUGAAUCAAAGAAAUGAUUAGCGCUAAUGCAAUGUCAGUUUAAACGAUGUAUUUAUUCGGUUUUCAGGAUAUUCUCAUUUCGAUAAAAAGGUUUUGAGAUUCAUAAUACUAAUAACCAUGAUAAUGAUAAUGGUAUUAUGAAUAACAGUGAUGACAUGAAUGGAAAGACAAUAAAAUUAUUUUUCAUGGUACUUACAUAGUAAUUCAAUAGGUUUGGAAAAAGCGACAAAUCCCAACCCCGGAAAUUUCAACCCUCCUAAAACUACAGACAGAUCGUCUACACAUGCUCACGUCAAUCAAAUUUUCCUUAAUCAACCUCCAAGUCCCAGUCUCCCAACAUCAUCAAUAACCACAUCUCAAUCGCAUUUGCACUCACCAUCAACAGCAUAUUGGCCAGGAAAUUCUUUCAGUCCAUCAUCACCUAAUCAUAGUUUACACGCUUCACAAAAAACAAAUUAUCCGCUCUCAUCAUCUUCAGUAAAUGAUAAUAGUAAUAACUUUAAUGCAAACAAUUUGUUAUCAUAUGCUACAAAACCUCCUGCUUCUAAUUGUUCAUCAACACGUCUGUUGAAUGGAAGUAAUGGCAAAAGUCAACUACCAGUUCACAAACAGAUAUCCACUAAAUCAUCCAAUCACGUGUCUUUCAACCUACACAAUUCUCAAGAAGCUACAGCUGAACAUGAUUUGAGUAGUCUCCUAAGAGAACUUGAAGUGGUUGAAGAGAAAAUGAAAGAAUUAGAACAGGAAAAUAAUCAGUUCACUCGACGUUACAGUUUAGCUUCAUCGUCUAAUGGCAAACAUCCAACAUAUCCUGUUUCUGACAAAUCUACAGUAGAAACUUCAAACUCAUCAGUAAUAGUUAGUGAUCAACCUGUAAUUUCUUUAUCAGUGCCUGAUAGAAAAGAAAAUUUCAACAAAAGUAAUGGCUAUAUUUGUGCAGAAUGGGCAGCUAAAUUAAAUAAUGAUGAAUAUGAUCAUAAUGAUCAUAGUAGGUUUUUAAAGAAAGAUUCCUCACCCUCACCUCCUCCACCGCCGCCUGCAUUUCUUGGAGCUGGUGAUGCAUGUGCAAGCCCUACUAGUUCUCCGCCUAGUUCUUCAUAUUCCCCUCAUUCUCAAUUAAUCCAACAAUCAAAUGGUCCCUCACAAAUACCGCAAAAAUCUCCACAACGAAAUCAACUUAGAAGUGAUGAAUCAUGGUCUGUUAUUCAUGCGAACAACCCAAUGAAUGGAAUGAAACCACAUCAUUUAAAUUCAUAUGAUGGUGAUUUAAAUGACAAAGAUAGAGAAACAAUUCAAUUACAAAGGACAACUCAAGUUCCAGUUUAUAAUUCUCAAUCGUAUCAAAAUUUUGAUACUCAGAAACAGCUUAUUAAUGAACUAAGAGGAUUAUAUCGAAACUCAAGUACAAAAACGCAACCAAAAUAUUCUUUACAACCUAAUGUAGAGAAACAGAUAUACUAUCCAAAUACUUCUCCUAUUUCAUCUCCUACACCAAAUUACCAAGCAAAUUCAAAUUCUUAUAUCCCUACAUCAUCAUCUGAUCAACAUGAAAUCAUCAAAACUAAUAUUAAUAACAAUAAUAAUAACUCGUAUGUUCGUUCUAAGUGUUCCGAUGUUUACCGCUCAUAUGGAUCAUUAACCACUAAUCAAGGUACAAACAACUCUGAUCCAGGAAUAAUGAAAGAACGUGACUGUGAAGAAAAUAUUACAGUCAAUGAAACUGGCUGUUGGACACCAGAUCAAGUUUUUACACGACGUGAUUGCCUUAAAGCUAAUUCAUUGGCCGCAAGGGGUGGUAGCGAUGGUUUAUCGAAUUCAAUGAGUCCAGAAAGCUCAUUAUCAGAUAAAUCAGGUUCAGAAGCUAAUGAACUAAACCGUCUUCAUAUGUCAGACAGUUCAGAGAGUAAUCAUGCUAACAAAUUAGUAGUACGUGUAUUUCGUCCGGAUAGAACAACUAAAGCAAUAUUAAUUGAACAUCAAAUGACCGCUGGGGAAGUGGCUACUAUGAUGAUUGAAAAGAAUUUUUUACAACCUUCCGUACAUUUAGCUUUGGUAGAAAAAGUUCCAGCUUUAAAAAUAGAACGAGUAUUUGAAGAACAUGACAUUGUGUCUGAUUGUAUUUUGUCUUGGCCAACAAAAAGUCAAAAUAUGAUCUUCUUUGAAGAACGACCGGAUCACUUUGGUCUUGUUGAAUCACCAGAUUAUUGGAUUGGUGAAGAAACCACUACAAAACAAGCUUUUCAUAGUGCAGAAGCUAUUCAAACAAUGUUGAAUAAUAUUGAUACCAGUGGUUUUCCAGAAUGGCGUGAUUAUUUGUUUAUACGUAAACCUGGUGAUAAAUCAUGGUCACGUCGUUUAUGUGUUUUAAGAAGUUCCGGUUUGUACACUUCAAAUAAGAAUAAAAAGUCUUUCUCAUCUACAGAUCUUAUUCGUAUUCUGGUUUUGGAUGGACCUUUAAAACUUUAUACAACUACAGGAGGUUGGUCGCGGAUGCGUGCACCUACUCCACACGGUUUCGCCUUCAAGCCCUAUUCUGCACAAGAUCCUUCUUCUACACAUGUGUUUUGCUUCUGUGCAACAGAUGAGAAGGCAUUACGUCAUUGGGUUAGUCGGCUACGUGUUGCUAAAUACGGAAGACAACUACUAACCGAUUACCACAUGGCACUUAGUAGAGUUCACCAACUGAUUAGUUUACGCACUCAACUAAGUAUUAAUUCCAACCGUUCAAGUAAUAAUAUGAUAAAUUUGAACUUACAACCGAAAUUAUCUUUUGAUUAUUUUUCACAAUCGUCAUCAUCAAUACAUGUCCCAACAGCCAGUUCUACACGAAGUCUUUUAACUGCUAGUUCUUCUCCAUCAGUUUUCCCACGAGGCGAUCCACGUUACUCAGAAAAUCAACAUCAACAACAACAUUCAUGUAGUAGACAAUCAUUACAUCCAAAUAUUCAAUCAUCAUAUUCACCACGUCCUGUUUCUCCUUUAGGUAUGAGAGCAAGAAUGAUAACCAAUUCUGAGCAUCCUUGCCUUAUAAACAUGAAUCAUUCUUCAGGACAACUUAAAAACCAAAAUAAAUUCCCUCCAACUAUACAUAAUUCAUCAGAUAGAUAUAAAUGAUCAACAUCUUUCAACAUGUCAGUCAUCCUAUCAGUUGAUUUUUUUAAAAAUUCUCUAAAUUUAAGCAAUGACAGAAUCAUAAUAUCAAAUGUAUAAUUUAAAUAGAACCCAUGCUUUUCGACUGAAACUAACAAAUUGCGCACAAACAUACACCUUUAAGAUCUCUCUGUAUUAAUUAGAAAAGAAGUUAAACUAAGCAAAUUGUUACUUUUUUUUAACGCGAUCUUCCAUCAUUUAUGAUGACGACCAACACUAUUUCAUUAUUUAUAAAUUUCCUUACAAAUAUGAUCAAUCCUGUUAAUAGCAAUUAUAAUUAUCAACACAAAUAUUCAAUCAGAUUUCAGUAACAGAGCAUUUUUUGAGAUAUUAGAGAAAUCGCUGUUUCUAUCUUAUUGUACGUACAUAACAUUUUUUUUCUUUCUAUAUAAAACAUGAAGUUUGUGAUCAAUAACAGUAUUAUAAUUAUUUGAUUACUAAAGAUAUACUCUUAGUGGGAGAAUCUAACCUAAAAUAUUGAGGCCUCUGGUAUUUUUUAUCUCAAACAGUUAUAUAUAUAUUUCUUACAUGAAGUGGACAAUAUACUAAAAAUUGGCGCCAAUUUGUUUGUUACUUUUUUCCUACUGAAUAAUACUAAUUAACCUUUCAAUUAUAGAUAUUUUCUCUUAUCUUGAAUUACUAUCAAUUUGUAUUACUGUACCCUCACAAGUUUACAUACUUCUUUUUCCUAAAUUUAUUGUUUACUGCUGAGAUCUGAUUUCAACUGUAUAUUUAUAGUUUCAAUGGAAAUUAAUCAAUGUUGAUAAAGUUUCAUUUGGAAAGGAGACUAUGGUUUAAUGAUAUUUAAACAAUGUAUAACAUAAAUCAACUUAAAAUGAUAUUGUGAUUAUUAUUAUUAUUACUAACAUAGACUCUAUUCUCAUCAGGUCCAUUGUUUCAGAAACAUAUAAGUGAAUAAACGUAAUCGACAAAGUGAUCAUAGUUUCCUUUUUAAAAACAAAAUAAAUAAAACAUCUUUAGCAUUUAGACACUGUUUAUUUAGCUUUCUUUUUUCUCUCUCUUUAAUGUACAGCCUCAUUGUUCAAAACUUAACAAACAAAUAAAUCAGUGGUCCAAUAAGAAUUUGAUAC